Talaromyces marneffei is the source of this 567-nucleotide messenger RNA. RefSeq lists its product as uncharacterized. Bases 1 to 567 code for a protein of 188 amino acids. Lineage: Eukaryota; Fungi; Ascomycota; Eurotiomycetes; Eurotiales; Trichocomaceae. The record is from RefSeq and is a predicted model, not a curated record. The transcript has a single exon.
AUGGCUGUCACACAAUCACCUCUUGACCUUCUCCUGUCAAGUUGUCUUCGUGAGCCUUCUCUAGACGCUGAAUUUUAUAUCCCGCGCUUUCAAAACCGCCUCACUAUCGUUGAUACCUGGUCGAUUCAAGCUGGGCAACAUCUCCUAGAUAUUGGCUGCGGCCAAGGUGAAUCAUCUCUUGCUCUCGCUCUGGCAGUUUCGUCACAGGGCCACAUCACGGCGCUCGACCCUGCUCAGCCCGAAUACGGAACGCCAUUCACUGUGGCUGAAUCCCAUUCAUACAUCUUAAAGUCCUCCCUUGGACCACACAUUUCUUUCCGUCAAUCUGAUGUACCAUCUUUCUUCACCAACAUGAAACCAGCAGUUGCGAGAGUCUAUGACGGGGCUUGUCUUCUGCAAAGCUUAAUGUAUUUCCCCACCCUUGAUAGCGUGCGAGACUUGUUUCAAACACUAGCCCAUGCAGGGAUUAUCAAAGUUUAUGUGGCGGAAUAUACAUUCACUGCUGCUAAUGAAGCUCAGAUGCCGCAGGCAAUAACUUCAGAAGUAAGGUUCUUGCUUCGGGAUUGA